Molecule: messenger RNA, 2830 nt
Organism: Platichthys flesus (European flounder)
Lineage: Eukaryota; Metazoa; Chordata; Actinopteri; Pleuronectiformes; Pleuronectidae
Product: 6-phosphofructo-2-kinase/fructose-2,6-bisphosphatase 2-like
Exons: 17
Coding region: 222-1823 (533 amino acids)
Biological process (GO): fructose metabolic process; fructose 2,6-bisphosphate metabolic process
Cellular component (GO): cytosol
Molecular function (GO): ATP binding; 6-phosphofructo-2-kinase activity; fructose-2,6-bisphosphate 2-phosphatase activity
Source: RefSeq, a predicted model, not a curated record
CGGAGCUACAACCCCGAGCAGUAGCAGAAGCAGCAGAAGAAGAAGAAGAGUCUCCGCUUGUGGACGCUGGUGAUGGCUGCUGGUUCACAAGGAGGAAAACUAAUAGAACCAAACACCUGCUGCCUGUUCGAGAGAUGCUGACCUCCUCACACCAGUGACCUUAUAGCCCUUCAUCCCCACGUCAGCCGAGACAGACCAGAAGGACACAGAUCAGCCCCGUCAUGGCCGCCCGGCAGCAGAAACCUGCAGCUGCAGUGGAACCUAAAAGGACGGACUACAGAGCCAGCGAGAAGAAGUGCUCUUGGGCUUCCUACAUGACCAAUUCUCCGACCGUAAUCGUGAUGAUCGGCCUGCCCGCUAGAGGGAAGACCUACAUGGCCAAGAAGUUGACACGCUACCUCAACUGGAUCGGAGUGCCAACUAAGGUUUUUAACCUCGGAGUUUAUAGGAGAGAAGCAGUGCAGUCGUACAAAUCAUACGACUUCUUCAGACACGACAACAAAGAGGCAAUGCAAAUUAGAAAACAAUGCGCUCUGGUAGCACUAGAGGACGUCAAAGCAUAUCUGAACGAGGAGGGAGGCCAGAUCGCUGUGUUUGACGCCACCAACACCACUAGGGAGAGGAGGGAACUCAUCCAGAAUUGUGCCAAAGAAAAUGCAUACAAGGUGUUUUUCGUAGAAUCGAUCUGUGAUGAUCCAGACGUCAUCGCUACAAAUAUUCUGGAUGUGAAGGUGUCCAGCCCAGAUUACCCCGAGAGGCACAGAGAACGUGUCAUGGAGGAUUUUCUGAAGAGAAUAGAGUGUUACAAAGUCACGUACCAACCUUUAGAUCCCGACGAACACGACAAGAACCUGUCCUUCAUCCAGGUCAUAAACGUCGGCCGUCGUUUCUUAGUGAACAGGGUGCAGGACUACAUCCAGAGCAAAAUAGUCUACUACCUCAUGAACAUACACGUGCACUCCCACUCCAUCUACCUCUGCCGCCAUGGAGAGAGCCAUCACAACGAGGAGGGACGCAUCGGGGGAGACGCUGAACUGUCAGAGAGAGGCAAACAGUUCGCAGUAGCUCUGAAGGACUUUGUUGAAGAACACCGCCUGUCGGACCUGAAGGUUUGGACCAGUCAGCUGAGACGCACCAUUCAGACGGCAGAGGAGCUGGGGGUUCCCUACGAGCAGUGGAAGAUCCUCAACGAAAUAGAUGCUGGUGUGUGUGAGGACAUGACCUAUAAGAUGAUUGAGGAAACGUUACCGGAGGAGUUUGCCAUGAGGGACCAGGACAAGUAUCACUACCGCUACCCUGGAGGAGAGUCCUACCAGGAUUUGGUUCAGCGGCUGGAGCCAGUGAUCAUGGAGCUGGAGCGGCAGGGCAACGUUCUGGUCAUCUGUCAUCAGGCCGUCAUGCGCUGCCUGCUCGCCUAUUUCCUGGAUAAGGGCGCAGAUGACCUCCCUUACUUGAAGUGUCCGCUGCACACCGUCCUCAAGCUCACGCCAGUGGCUUACGGCUGUAAAGUGGACAUGUUUGACCUGAAGGUUGAGGCCGUCAACACCCACAGGGACAGACCAUUAAGUAAAGCCCAGACAGAUGCUGUGCCGCCAGCCUUCUUCAGAAGAAACAGCUUCACUCCGCUGUCCAGCCAGGACCAGAUCAAACGUCCUCGUCUCUACAGCAUGGGCAACCCUCCACUGGCCCGCAUGUCCCAGCCCCCCAGUCUACCCAGCAUGCAGUUCUCCGAGGCGUCGGAGGGGGCGGAGUUGCUGCAAAGCCAGCAGGACUCUCUGAACGGUUUCACUGCAGCAGACACAGACGACAGUGUUCGCAGUUAAAGCAGAACUUCAGAGGCUUUUCUCUGCUUGGAUGUGUCACCAGUUCUGAAGACCAGUAGGAAAAAGCGCUACCAUUUUCUGCCAUGACAUACUUAAGUGCCCCAUGUCUGUAUAUCAGUAUAUACGUGUUUUCUGUUUAGUUGAGGGUUGGCCGAUCUAGAGAGUUUUAUUUUGUGAUUAAUCUCGAAGUAGUCCCAUCUCAGAGAUUGUUAUAUUGUAUGUCAUUAUUUUGUUUUAUGGAAGGCUUAAGAGGCAGCGGUGGACACUUCUAAAGGAUGUAUGAUAAAUCUGUUCAACCCCAGUAUGAAGCGUUUGAAGGAACAGGCUGAGAGAGUCUGUAUCAAGACCUGAAGGAUCAUAAUCGACCAUCUCACUGGACCAACAUUGGAAAGAAGCAAACGAUGGAGAGAGGACGUCUCGGUCGCUGGACAUGUGCAUGACCAUAUGGAAAACUUAAAGCAAUAUUGUGUUUCAAAUGGUGCAAAUAGAAAAAUGUCUGUGUGCCGGAUAUUCUUAACUGUAAAUUUCAAAAUCCACAUUUUUGAUCACGCAUCAUUAUUGUGUUGAAAAAGAUUGUGAUAUCUUUUUUGUGUUUCCCACCCGUAGUUCAGUUAUUGUUGGAUAAGGAAUGUAUGUAUGUGUGUGUGUGUGACUGUGCACACAUGAACAUGAACUCAAUGCCUUUGCAUAACAGCCUUCAAAACUGCUCUGUAAGCCUGCUCAUAAUAAUGAAAAGAUAUGUAUGGACUAACUCUUCUGUAUUAGAUGUAGGAAGCUGUGUGGGGUGUGUACCUCAGGAGAGUGCCUCUCUACAAUGCAGCUACAUGCAGCCUUAAUGUGUUUGAAUCUUUCUUAAAUUGACUUAUCUCAACAUUCCCAGGCAAUUUGCAUCCUUCCUUUGGUGUUCUAAUAAGAUAAGGUAUUAUUAAACAUCAAUUUUUUUCUGUGGGCUGGGAUAAAAAUGAAUGAAACCUUUUCUGGCCCCUGUAAAAAGUGCAGCAGCUAAA